Messenger RNA from Olea europaea var. sylvestris, 1815 nucleotides. Its product is annotated as trans-cinnamate 4-monooxygenase. Gene Ontology annotation, molecular function: trans-cinnamate 4-monooxygenase activity; iron ion binding; heme binding. Bases 88 to 1605 code for a protein of 505 amino acids. The transcript is spliced from 3 exons. The record is from RefSeq and is a predicted model, not a curated record. Gene Ontology annotation, biological process: lignin metabolic process. Lineage: Eukaryota; Viridiplantae; Streptophyta; Magnoliopsida; Lamiales; Oleaceae.
UACCUUGUCCAAUCACCAGCACCACAUCCUCCGCCGGGAGCGAACACACGACCACCAUUUUCAUUUCUCGAUAGCUUACAUCCAAUAAUGGAUCUUCUCCUUCUAGAGAAGACCCUUCUGGGCCUUUUCUUCGCCAUUAUAGUUGCUGCUGUAGUCUCUAAACUACGUGGCAAACGCUUCAAGCUCCCUCCGGGCCCAAUUCCGGUGCCAGUUUUCGGAAACUGGCUUCAAGUCGGCGAUGAUUUGAACCACCGGAAUCUCACCGAAUACGCCAAAAAAUUCGGCGAGAUAUUCUUGCUCAGAAUGGGCCAACGUAAUCUCGUCGUUGUCUCAUCACCGGACCUUGCAAAGGACGUUUUGCACACUCAGGGAGUUGAAUUCGGUUCACGGACACGAAACGUCGUGUUCGAUAUUUUCACCGGUAAAGGCCAAGACAUGGUGUUCACCGUCUACGGCGAGCACUGGCGCAAGAUGCGGCGGAUCAUGACUGUGCCGUUUUUCACCAACAAGGUUGUGCAGCAGUAUCGCCAUGGUUGGGAGGCUGAAGUGGCGGCUGUGAUUGAGGAUGUGAAGAAGAACCCUGAAUCCGCCACUAAUGGGAUUGUUUUAAGGAGGAGAUUGCAAUUAAUGAUGUACAAUAACAUGUACAGGAUCAUGUUUGAUACAAGGUUUGAGAGUGAAGAGGAUCCUACUUUUGUGAAGCUCAAAGCAUUGAAUGGUGAAAGGAGUAGAUUGGCUCAAAGCUUUGAGUAUAAUUAUGGAGAUUUUAUUCCCAUCUUGAGGCCUUUCUUAAGAGGUUACCUUAAGAUCUGCAAGGAGGUUAAGGAGAGAAGAUUACAGCUCUUCAAGGACUAUUUCGUUGAUGAAAGAAAGAAGCUCGCCAGCACAAAGCCAAUGGACAGCAACAGUCUGAAAUGCGCCAUUGAUCACAUUCUUGAAGCUCAGCAAAAGGGAGAGAUCAACGAGGAUAAUGUCCUUUACAUUGUUGAGAACAUCAAUGUUGCUGCAAUUGAAACAACAUUAUGGUCAAUUGAGUGGGGUAUUGCAGAAUUAGUCAAUCACCCUGAGAUCCAGAAGAAACUCCGUGAUGAGAUCGAUACCGUGCUCGGACCAGGAGCGCAAGUCACGGAACCCGACACCCUAAAACUCCCAUACCUUCAGGCCGUGGUUAAAGAAACCCUCCGUCUACGGAUGGCUAUUCCUCUUCUGGUCCCCCAUAUGAACCUCCACGAUGCCAAACUUGGAGGGUACGAUAUUCCUGCCGAAAGCAAGAUCUUGGUCAAUGCUUGGUGGCUAGCUAACAAUCCCGCUCACUGGAAGAAUCCCGAGGAAUUCAGGCCAGAGAGAUUCUUGGAAGAGGAGUCGAAAGUUGAGGCCAAUGGGAAUGACUUCCGGUAUCUCCCAUUUGGUGUCGGUAGAAGGAGCUGCCCUGGAAUCAUACUUGCAUUGCCUAUUCUCGGCAUUACUUUGGGACGUUUGGUGCAGAAUUUCGACCUGUUGCCUCCUCCUGGGCAAUCGAAGAUAGACACCAGUGAGAAAGGUGGCCAAUUCAGUCUGCACAUUUUGAAGCAUUCCACUAUUGUGCUAAAGCCAAGAUCCUUUUAAAAUUUGUGUUGUGAAAAAGAUAAUGAUGUCUGAAUCGGUUCUGUGUUUUUUAUUAUUUUGGCCACAGUUAUAUGAAUAUUUGGAUUUUCCAGUAACAUUCUCUCCUACACUCUUGAUACUUGGUUUGUAGCUACACCGAAGUCUAUAAUUUGCAGAAAGAAAGUUGCUGAUUAAUCGGCCAACAUGGUUGAAUAUUGUACCAUUAUUUUC